AUGAAGAUCAAACGACAAAAACAAGCCAAGAAGACGAUUAGUUUCUACAAAUUCAACUUCAACUUCAGGCAACCUUUUCAAAUCCUUAUGGAUGGGACUUUUUGCCAGGCCGCUUUGAAGAACAAAAUUCAGAUAAAGGAGCAGAUGCCAAAAUAUUUGAUGGGGGAGAUUCAGCUGUGCACCACGAACUGCGCCCUGAAAGAACUCGAGACUCUCGGAAAACAGCUGUAUGGAGCCAAACUCAUCUUACAGAGAUUCCAGGUCAGGAAAUGUCCACAUUUGAAGAGCCCUGUCCCAGCCUCGGAGUGCCUGCUGUCCAUGCUGGGGGAAACAAACCCACACCACUACUUUAUUGCCACGCAGGAUCGUGCGGUGACCGCAGGCCUGAAGAAGAUCCCAGGCGUCCCUCUGCUUUACAUCAUCCUAAACACCAUUGUGCUUGACAAGCCCAGCCAGGAGUCCCUUGACCACGUCCAGGCUGUCCAGUUGGGAGAGCUGGUGAGUCCAGCCCAGCAGCAGAGCAUCCGCAGCCUGAAAGAAGAGCAGGGCAUCCCCCUCAAAGAUGGAGAGAGGCGGGGGAAAAAGAGGAAGAGGAAACAGAGCAACCCUAACCCCCUGAGUUGCCUCAAGAAGAAGAAAAAAGGAGUGCCCACACCCCCGCUGAAGAAGACAGAGCCGGGGGAGAAGAAGAAAAGAAGCCGGCACAAGAAACGGAAGACAGUAGAAGGAGACAACACAACGGCUCCUGCAGUCUCCCUUUGA
This is a messenger RNA of Menidia menidia (Atlantic silverside), 762 nucleotides long. The record is from the annotation of a GenBank genome assembly. NCBI's taxonomy places the organism in Eukaryota, Metazoa, Chordata, Actinopteri, Atheriniformes, Atherinopsidae.